CGAUUUUAGAUUUGUUAAUCUGGCAACACUGUCUUUGUAUUUAUGUUUUUUGAGUUCUAAUUGGCUUUUAUUUUUUAAAACUAUGUCGAUUUAUAUACUUUGUUUAACAACAAAUGGGGGUCUACCGGUCUUUACCCGUAAAAAAGGAGAUUGUGACAAUCUACCUUUUUCUACUGUGGCUUCAUUAAAUGGUUUUCAUAUGUUUUUUAAAUCGUUGGGCAUAACGUUAGAGGUAACACAUUCCGAAGAUUGGACAUAUGUUUGGAGAGAUUUUCACAAUGCCGUAACUUUAAUUGUUUGUGCACGGUCUAUGACAGAAGGAGUAUUGCAGACAUUAGCAGAAAUUGUUUUUGGAUCAAUAUCACUUUUUGUUAAUAUUGAUGAGCUUGUGGAUUUAACUUUAUUAGAGAGAAUGAAAAAAGAAGCAAGAAAUUAUAUGCCCGUUGUAGAUGCUGCACUUGAAGCUUGCACAACACGCAUAUUGGGAUUUACGAAUUGUGUACUAUCAACUGAAAACCAACAAUUGGGCCAGCGAUUAAACGACUUUAGUGGUCUUUGCGGUUCACUCUUUUGUUGCCUUGUAGUGGGGAAUAAUGUUACGGUCGGUACAGAAGGUUGGUGGGAUUUGGAUGUUAUAGAUCGUGAAUUACUUCUGCUUUUAUUGAAUUCUUCAAGUACUUUACAAAAUGAUAUUCCUGUUUAUUUGCCGAAAAAGGACGCAACGUUAGCAUAUAGAUUCGUAACAAUUCCAUUGGCUCCAAGUAGUGUUAUUUGUGUUAUAUGCGGAGCUGCCCCUAGUUUUCGUGAAUUGCGGUCUAUGGCCCAAGACGCAUUUUGCUCAGAAAGCUUAUUGCAGAACAUGGAACGAAGCCUAACGCGCAGCUUACCGGAACAAUUGGAGAUCGAUCAGUGUGUUCUGGCAAUAAUUGUAGCUAAUCUGAGCAUUAAAAAAUGUAUACUUGCACCUAAUUCCAUCCAAGCUACAGGUGGAAAAAGGACCAUAGGAGGAGGCAUUCUACGUUUAGAUUUAUUAAAAAAAAUUUUCGAUCAAACCGUUCAAUACAAUAAAAAUAUUAGUGGUGUGCAUACAGAAGAUCAAAUACGUUCGCGUUGUAUUGAACCAGUGGACCAAUAUUGGUGCUUGGAUUACCACAAGUGUUAUGCUCAUUACGAUACCAUUGGAAACACUAUUUUUAUCUUAUUUAUGUCAUCAGUUCCAACACCAGCAAUGAGAUUCAUAGCCCAAAAACUUCUAUACUCAAUUCUACAAGACAAGACAAUUAGCUGAGAUUAAAUCCACUAAAUUAUGCAUCUGGACAACAAUAUAAUAAUUUAUUUUAAUAAAAAUAGCACUUCACAGCUCAAAAUUAAGAUAAUUCAUAGCAUAUAUGUUUGUUAUAAUUUUGUUUACACUACUUAUUUUUGUAAAGAGUUACUUUUUACUUACAAUUCUCGGUAGGUUAUACUUUAUCGGCUUUCGAUAAGAUACAUUUAAAUUUAUACAUGUUUCGUCUUUUAAAUAAGUAACUAAUUUAUACCAGGGUUGAGAAUUUGAUCUAAGCUUGCAUAAGUGCCAAAGAAAAAGCCGCAUAAGCCAAAGAGCAGAAUUGCAAUAUCUUUCCAUAAUAUCCAAUUAUACUUGCCCAAACCCACAGGAUAAAAUGUGAUUAUGUCAAUUAUUGGUGGAGCAAUUAGCGCCAACGCCGAACUGCUGACAGCUCCCACUAAAGAAAUUAUUGGCCCCAAAUUUGGUAUGCAAACAGCCAGGAGAACUAAAAAUAAACAAUAAAUUUUAAUAAAAUUCAGCUUUGCCCUUACCAAAUAAUUCUAUUUAUUCCUAUUGAUCAACAAUAUAUUGAUAUAAAUUACUUUGUUAGAUGUUCAUGUAACUUUACGAGAUUAUAUAUACAUACAAAU
This is a messenger RNA of Bactrocera dorsalis (oriental fruit fly), 1917 nucleotides long. RefSeq names its product protein fuzzy homolog (gene fy). Gene Ontology annotation, biological process: vesicle-mediated transport; non-motile cilium assembly. The transcript has 5 exons. Lineage: Eukaryota; Metazoa; Arthropoda; Insecta; Diptera; Tephritidae. The record is from RefSeq and is a predicted model, not a curated record. Bases 83 to 1288 code for a protein of 401 amino acids.